Messenger RNA from Mercenaria mercenaria, 3236 nucleotides. RefSeq names its product cartilage matrix protein-like. NCBI's taxonomy places the organism in Eukaryota, Metazoa, Mollusca, Bivalvia, Venerida, Veneridae. The record is from RefSeq and is a predicted model, not a curated record. The transcript is spliced from 7 exons. Bases 132 to 2012 code for a protein of 626 amino acids.
AUAUAAGUAUGGCUGGAAUGAAACUUUUGCAAUGGGAACUUCCUUUAUAAACGCGUGUUUGCAACAGUUAAUGUUGUAGAAAACAACGCCGAGGUCGAAGUGAUUAUUCAAGUCUCUCGUGAUUGGAAACUAUGGAUCUGUACCUGACAGUUUUCAUUAUGACACUGCUAACUGCUGGCAAGUCAUUCGCCGACGAAUGUAACAGCGAGCCAGCAGAUGUUGUUUUUGUUUUGGACUCCUCCUACAGUAUAUGGCCUCCAGACUUUGACAGGGAACUCAAAUUUGCUGAGAACGUAAUAAAGACGUUAAAUAUUGGACCAGGAGUAGACAAUACUAGAGUCGGUGUUGUCACAUUUGGACAUGGUGUUUGGCCAAAAUUUUAUCUGGACUCAUACUUAGAUACGGACAUGAUCAUCCGAGCAGUGAGGAGGAUAACUUAUGGUGAAGGAAAGACAACUAACACUGGUGAUGCUUUGACAUUCACACGUGACGUCAUGAUGUCUGCACGUGCCGGCGGACGCAGCAAUGUAACAAAAAUUGUUAUAGUAGUGAGUGACGGACGUUCGCAGAAGACUUGGUUUACACAGGAAGUAGCCAAAACAAUGCAGGAUAACGGCAUGUUUUUGUUUGCAAUCAGCAUAGGAUUUAAACUGGACCACAAGGAACUAGCAGGCAUUGCUAGUGACCCGGACAAUUUACACUAUUUCAGUAUUGACGAACACAGCGAUAUGACAUACAUCAAAAGAACUAUAGACGAAAAGGUGUGCCAAGUGAACGAUGACGCCUUCGGCGAAUGGAACUUCACAGACAAUACAGCUGAAUUUAAAGCUAACGAGGAAGUACUUAUUUUAGAUUGUAGUGAUAAGAAAGCGGACAUAUUUUUCAUGAUUGAUGCAUCAUAUAGUAUACAAUCGGAUAACUUUGGUAAAGAAAUGGAAUUUGUCAAGAGCGUGGUUGACUUCCUUGACAUCGGCGCAAAUAAAACUCGUGUUGGGGCCAUGACAUUUAGUGAUACGAUAAAGUUUCAUGCAAAAUUAGAAUAUAACUUGGAGAAAGAAGAAUUCAUUUCACAUCUAAACUCUGCGAAUUAUAUGGGAGGUGGAACCGAUACGGCAUCUGCUUUACGACACAUGCGUGAAGAAGGUUUCUUCGCAAGUACAAGUCAAGUACGCAACGACGCAGCGAGAAUUCUUAUAGUCAUGACUGACGGUUUGUCAAUUACACCGGAUGUUACAACAAGAGAGGCAAAACUAUUGAAGAAAAUGGGUGUCCAAGUAUUUUCGAUUGGAAUUGGCAGCGGUAUUGAUAAGCGUGAACUUGAAGAUAUUGCCAGUGAUCCAACAGAUAAGUUCUUUCUCCAUGUUGAUAAUUUUGGUGCAUUGGAUACUAUCAAGGUGAAACUUGCUGCAAGAUCAUGCACGGUUCCCCCGACUGGUGGAUUCCCUUUUAUAGCUGAUCAAGCAGUAUGUCAUCCGAUGCGGCCUACGGAUUUGAUAUUUGUUUAUGACGCACAAGCACUUGGAAGCUGGCGCUCCCAGUCCAUUUCACAGUUCAUUUCCAAGAGUGUUGCUGAGUUCAGUCUAGCAACAGACGAUCUUCGGGUAGGACGAGAAAUAGAGAAUUGUCCUAGUGGCAAUAUACCUAUAGGCAGUGCACUGCAUAACACAGAUCUAGAUGAAGUGCGGUACCAAACCUUUACGGAUAUGAUUAGACGGGUCACCAGAAGUCGAAUGUCGGAAGAAAAUGGAGGGAGAAAAGAUGCUGCAAAAAUGGCGGUUAUUUUUGUUGAUUCCUCUCAAAGAAUGAAUUAUGAGACAUUCAUGGAAGCAAGAAAGUUGAAAGAAAGAGUUGACUUUUUCUAUGUGGUGACAGUAGGACAUAAUAUGCAAACUUUGCAUCUUACAGGGCUUGCUGGGGAAGGACAUUUCAUAAGUGUUAAAAGUUAUGAAGAGUUGCAUCCCUUAGCAGACAAAUUAAUGAGCGCUAUGUGUGACUUCUUUUUCACGUUCUAACGGACCAAUUUGGAAAAGUAUGUGCCAUCUAAGUGUAGAUGUAACGUGUAUUUACUAGGGCAUGAUAUAUGUUUAUUGCUUAUUUAUGAACAGGCCAGUAUUUAUUAUGUUAAGACAAUUUCGUUUUUAACUUGAAGUGAUUACAGCUUCCCACGUGAGUUGAGGUUUUAAACUCGCUGAGGCUCCAUGAUUCGCCAGUGCAGCGUCCGAUACUUUGGCGGCCGUAAAAAGUCGCACCGACUUCCUUUCAGUGUUGUUAUAUUUUUUGGUCCUUCGGGAUCAUUGAUUUCAACUCAUUUAGAUUUGAAGUUUGAAUACUGCUUAAGCCGGUGCUAGGUUGCAUUUUUCAUUACUGCUCAUGAACAGACUCGAUCAAACCGAGUCUGUAUUUUCACUCUUUGCCAUGUUCUCGGUGCUUCCGAGGGAUCUACUUUCCAAAUUUUAUUUAUCAUAUGUCGAAUAGUUUUAAAUGUUAACUGCAGCAUAUUUUAUGCCUAUCAAUUUAAAAUAUUCACCUAUAACAUUUUGACAUUUCCUUAGACUCUAUUACAUGCGGACUGUUUGUGUUCAAAGUGCGUCCUCUUGGCUAGUUAGAUAAAGAGAACUUAUAACUACAAUCCGGUUUUGUCAAAACACUUUAAUGUAUAUCUAUAGGAUAGUCUCUUGUGACCAUUAUAAACUGUAACACUCGUUGUUACAUAUUGCCAUGUAGUUGUACAAUAAUACAAUUUUGCAUCUAUUAUAUUAUGUGCGGGUCACAAUAAAUUUUGAACUCUCUCUUUGGUUAACUACAAACACAACUGUCACUUUUACUUCCCAUUGUGUUACAGAUAUACAGGAAAGCGUAAAUUAAAGCCAGGUGAAUCACCUAGACGUGUGUUGCUUACAUUAUGUACGAUAUCUUGAACAUAAAACUGAUUCCAUAAAUAUAUACAUACACAUAAUUUAAAAGAAAGCAGAACAACUCAAGAAAUAAUGUAGAGUGUGCCCCUCUGAGCAUGACCUUAACAAUAAGUGGUCACAUGUGUAAAAUCACCGAUUGCGGGCUAAAGUCAAAAUUUGAAGAACAAAAUGAAAAUGUACUUCUGAUGUCACGUAAUUAAACACGUAUUGAAAGGCUUGCCGAUCAACGUUAAAAACUUUUGACCCUCUGUCCUUCGACCUCGUGAUAUAGUUUUGAUCUUGUUGUGCACUGCUAUGAUACUUAAUAAAUAUAUCAAAAGA